UCGCACACGUCACAUCCGGGGCAGAUGUCUGUCAUGUUUUGCCUCUGAUACCUCAGUGUAGUUUAAAUUUCAGCCCACACCAGUUCUCUUCUGUUCGUUUCUCGCCGUCAUGUCUCGGGGGUCGACUGCAGGGUUUGACCGCCACAUCACCAUCUUCUCCCAGGAGGGAAGACUCUACCAAGUCGAGUAUGCCUUCAAAGCCAUCAACCAGGGAGGACUGACCUCUGUCGCAGUCCGAGGGAAGGACUGUGUUGUGAUCGUCACUCAGAAGAAAGUCCCUGACAAGCUGUUGGAUGCUUUGACCGUCACACACCUGUUCAAAAUCACGGAGAACAUUGGCUGCGUUAUGACCGGCAUGACUGCCGACAGCAGGUCUCAGGUACAGAGGGCCCGCUACGAGGCAGCUAACUGGAUGUAUAAGUACGGCUACGAGAUCCCCGUGGACAUGUUGUGUAAACGCAUGGCUGACAUCUGCCAGGUCUACACCCAGAAUGCUGAGAUGAGGCCGCUGGGAUGCUGUAUGAUCGUGGUCGGACUGGAUGAAGAGUUGGGUCCACAACUGUACAAGUGUGAUCCAGCCGGUUACUACUGUGGCUUUAAGGCCACAGCCGCUGGGGUCAAACAGACGGAGGCCACGAGCUUCCUGGAGAAGAAAGUCAAGAAGAAGCUGGAUUGGACCUAUGAGCAAACUAUAGAGACGGCCAUCUCAUGUUUGUCAACCGUUCUGGCCAUCGACUUCAAGCCCUCAGAGCUGGAGGUGGGAGUUGUCACUACAAAGGAAGCCAGAUUCAAGAUUCUGUCAGAGGCUGAUAUUGAUAUUCACCUGAUGGCUUUGGCUGAGAGAGAGUGAGGAAAGUUGGCAGCCAUCCUGCGGCCGUCGUCGUUUUUUGCAAACCGAAAAGGACGAUGAUCGUUUAAACCCCCGAAAAACUCCACCUCCCCUCACACAAAGGUCUCAUCUAGACGGAAGAUGAAGGAGGAGCAGGUUUCAUCUUGUUCAGAAGAGCUGCACAAAACAUAGUGAGGUUGAGACAAAACGAUACAGAACAGUUUGAUGGCACUUACCUCUCCUCCAUCCUCCCUGGUUGUAGCCAGGACCUGACUGGACACAAGAUCCUCCACACAUCGACCCCUACUGCGUCCUUCUAGCCACAUUGAGACAUCACAACUGUCUGGAGAGAAGCUGGACACUGACAUCAGUCCACCAUGUAUGACGCAGCCUGUCACACACGGCGUACUCUCUGGGAUACAGCUCAGCCUCAAAAAAGGCUGCAGUUGUUGCGUGUGACGUAAGCAUAUGGGCAGAUGGGGGUGCGGUAACGCAACAGCUAAUGGCACAAUAACCUCCAAGUAUGUACCCAGUGGUCCAGGAGCACCUUUAGUCACUGUAUUUGAGAAUGGUGCUUCCUAACCAUCUUUACUCAGGGCUGCCACAUACUUGUACAUAAUCUGUCUCAUUUUCUUCUUUAGCCUCAACUCUCCAACGUCUCUGGCUCCAGGAUGAAUUUGUUUCAUGCUCUGCUGUACUUUGUGAGAACCCAGGGGUCAACUGUGGUCUACUCAGGUCAAUGUCAAUGUCAAUGUCAAUGGGGGAAGUCACUAAUUGUUUCUUUCUCUUCCUUGUGUCUCGUUUCUCCUCCCCCCUUUGCCGCCCAUGUUGUACAAUACCGCGCUUCUAUUAAACUGUUUUUAUUCAA
Messenger RNA from Scophthalmus maximus (turbot), 1697 nucleotides. RefSeq names its product proteasome 20S subunit alpha 6a (gene psma6a). The transcript has 7 exons. Gene Ontology annotation, biological process: ubiquitin-dependent protein catabolic process. The coding region runs from base 110 to 850 and encodes 246 amino acids. Gene Ontology annotation, cellular component: cytosol; nucleus; proteasome core complex. NCBI's taxonomy places the organism in Eukaryota, Metazoa, Chordata, Actinopteri, Pleuronectiformes, Scophthalmidae. The record is from RefSeq and is a predicted model, not a curated record.